GCGAAAUAUUUGACGGUAUACACAUUGCUGAUGAUAGCAAUGACUUGGAAGUUCUUCUCCAUGAACUUGAAACAUGCUGUUCUUUUGACUGUCAUGAAUACAUUGAUGGAUUUUCUAAUUCAGACCAUGGGAAAUCUAUACCUGAUGUCCUUUCAACUAUCAAAGGCCCAUGGGCUUUCAUUUACUGGCAGGAUAAGUCAAAAACUAUGUGGUUUGGUCGAGAUGCAUUCGGUAGAAGAAGUCUCCUGGUCCACUGGCCAACAUGCACCGACUCUAGAUUUAUUCUAUCUUCAGUUUCACCGCCUUUAUUUGUAGAAAACCAUUCAGGUUCAAACUUCAUAAAGAAUGGACUUGAAAAUGAGAUGGCUAAUGUUGUUACAAGUUCAGCAAAUGAAAUUUGCUACUGGGAAGAACUUCCUUGUGGAAUUUACAGCAUAGAGUUAAAUAUCUCAAAUAAAAAUGUGCAAUUCAUGAAGGAAGACUUGUUAGGUGUUGUUCGAAAGCACAGAUGGAGGAAUCCCCGAUUAAGUAAAGUUAUCUCAUGGGAUCGAUUGCUCCUGGAUCCCAAGAUAGAACACGUUCAUCCAAUUCAAACAGAGCAACUUCCACUACCAGCCGAUUGUUUAAUAG
Molecule: messenger RNA, 630 nt
Organism: Phalaenopsis equestris
Lineage: Eukaryota; Viridiplantae; Streptophyta; Magnoliopsida; Asparagales; Orchidaceae
Product: asparagine synthetase domain-containing protein 1-like
Exons: 3
Source: RefSeq, a predicted model, not a curated record